AUGCUCUUCUCGCUGCGGGAGCUGGUGCAGUGGCUGGGCUUCGCCACCUUCGAGAUCUUCGUGCACCUGCUGGCGCUGCUGGUGUUCUCCGUGCUGCUGGCCCUGCGCGUGGACGGCCUGGCCCCCGGCCUCUCCUGGUGGAACGUGUUCGUCCCCUUCUUCGCCGCGGACGGGCUCAGCACCUACUUCACCACCAUCGUGUCCGUGCGCCUCUUUCAGGACGGGGAGAAGCGGCUGGCCGUGCUCCGCCUCUUCUGGGUCCUCACGGUUCUGAGCCUCAAGUUCGUCUUCGAGAUGCUGCUGUGCCAGAAGCUGGUGGAGCAGACGCGGGAGCUCUGGUUCGGGCUCAUCACGUCUCCGGUCUUCAUCCUCCUGCAGCUGCUCAUGAUCCGCGCCUGCCGCGUCAACUAGCGUCGCGGGGCGCUGCCGGGUGCCCAGCGGCCCCCGCACCGCGCUGGUCCGGCGUGGCUCCCUGAGCAGGACUGUUGAUCCCUCGAGCGUGUUGCCUCGCCUCUCGUGCUGUGAGUAGCUGCUCCUGAGUUAGCGCCAGACAUUCCCCGAUUCCGGACGGUUGGGAAUGACGCGGAAGUGAAUAUCCUGAUGGGCUCUUGAAUAUUCUCGAAGGUCCUGGGAAGGUAGUCCCUGUGCGGAUCCUACAGAGCCAGCCUUGGGGAUCACCUCUGGCCACCGAAUAGCUCACUGGCCUGCCCUCCGUCUCUCCAGCUACCCAAGACUGACUGAGCUGCUUGAUCUCCGAGUGCUGUAAACCAGCUUACGUGUCCUGCCUGCGUGCUACUCGUAAGGAUGGCCUGCUUUUCAUUCCAGUCCCGCAGACAGUUGUCUGGGGGACAAGCAUCUUGGGACCCAGUCUGCCCACGCCGGCGUGGCUCUGCUUCCUGUGCCAGCAGAUGGCAGUGUCUCCACUCUCCAUCGCCCAUGGCUGACAUUGCUGGGGCCUGAGAUGGCUCUAGUCAUUCCCUAGGGAGGAGACAGGCAAAGUGUUGGGUGCUUACAGCAUGGGGACCUGCAAAUGGGAACUUUGAGGGUGUCUCAGCCCGUAUCUUGGCCUUGGGCCUUGGGGUUAACGCUUGCCAGGUGCCAAAUGAGAACCGUUGCUGAGCUGAGAAUAAAUAAGAGAAUGUGUUGCUGA
Sorex araneus (European shrew) is the source of this 1150-nucleotide messenger RNA. It is a transcript of the gene TMEM203, whose product is annotated as transmembrane protein 203. Bases 1 to 411 code for a protein of 136 amino acids. NCBI's taxonomy places the organism in Eukaryota, Metazoa, Chordata, Mammalia, Eulipotyphla, Soricidae. Gene Ontology annotation, biological process: intracellular calcium ion homeostasis. Gene Ontology annotation, cellular component: endoplasmic reticulum. The record is from RefSeq and is a predicted model, not a curated record. The transcript has a single exon.